AUGUGGGAUGAAGCAUCAGACCUCCUGGUUACCGCUCAACAUGCAGCCUCUCACUUUGUUCGUCUUCGCUCUCGCUUUGACUGCUGUGGCAUAUGCCCAACAGUCAAGUUCCAAAAACCCAAGGAGGCCAGCAAUCUGGUAAGACUGGUGGCUUUGGAAAAAAUUCCUUGUCUGGCCGAAAACAAGGUAAUCAACAACAGGGCUUCCGACUGCAGCAAGAAGGCGAACAAAAUGGGCCACAACAACAAGGAGACCAAAAGCAAGGAGGUCCUCAACAACAAGGAGGCCAACAGCAAGGUGGUCCUCAACAAGGAGGUAAAAGGAAAGGAGGCUUUCGACCACAAGGAAGCCAACAGGAAGGUGGCCCUCAACAAGGAGGCAGGCAGCAAGGUGGUCCUCAACAAGCAGGAGGAAAGCAAUCUGGAUUUAAAAAACAAGGUGGACAACAGAAAAACGGUCCUCAACAACAAGAUGGACAAAAGGAAUGUGGUCCCCAACAACAAGGAGGUCCCCAACAAGGAGGUCCCCAACAAGGAGGUCCCCAACAAGGAGGUCCCCAACAAGGAGGUCCCCAACAAGGAGGUCCCCAACAAGUAAAUCAGCAGCAGCAACAAUUGGAUCAACAGCAGCAGGUAGAUGAAAAUCAAGAACAAGGUCAACACCAAGAAGACGAAGAAUAGCUAUUCAAUAAUAUCUAUUUAGUUAAAAACUACUGGUUUUACAAUUAAAAAAUUUUUGAUUAGUUGAAAAA
Molecule: messenger RNA, 751 nt
Organism: Homalodisca vitripennis (glassy-winged sharpshooter)
Lineage: Eukaryota; Metazoa; Arthropoda; Insecta; Hemiptera; Cicadellidae
Product: FK506-binding protein 4-like
Exons: 2
Coding region: 1-597 (198 amino acids)
Source: RefSeq, a predicted model, not a curated record